Myxocyprinus asiaticus (Chinese sucker) is the source of this 3742-nucleotide messenger RNA. Its product is annotated as LON peptidase N-terminal domain and RING finger protein 1-like. Gene Ontology annotation, molecular function: protein binding. The transcript has 12 exons. The record is from RefSeq and is a predicted model, not a curated record. Lineage: Eukaryota; Metazoa; Chordata; Actinopteri; Cypriniformes; Catostomidae. The coding region runs from base 122 to 2359 and encodes 745 amino acids.
CGACCGUAUUUCCCGGAGCGCUAGUCACUACGUUUGCUUGUACUGUGAAUUUUGAAAAUGCUUUGACAUUUUUUAUUUAUUAUUUCUUUCUAAAUUAGUGGCUUAUCUGCCACUCGUAAGCAUGGCACUGCAAAGACUAAACCAAGAAUAUGCUUUGGAGGAAAGGAGAAGGUUUUUCAUAGCAGCUAAAACAGAAGGCGACUGGGACGAUGAGGACCGUGUCGAUCACCAUCAACUUAUUUUAUUCAAAGCUGAAGCUUUAGCGUCAGAAAACCGUCUGAAAGACGCUGUCGAUAUGUUUGCCAUGGCUCUCCGGAAUGGCCCGGUUCGGCCUGACCAACUGAGCACUUUAGUAGGAUGCGUUCUGCGCAACUUCAAGACGAAAUCGAGGGAAGAGUCGCUUCCAAAGAGUGAGCCCGAAUGGACAAAUGAAUUUGACUGCCCCGGUUGUCAUAGUUUUAUAGGCGAGCCUGUGACGGUGAUCUGUGGACAUUCGUAUUGUAGAAGAUGUUUACAACAUAACGCUUUCUCCAAAUGUAAACUUUGCAGUGAGGACAUCACGAUGAGGCCCGGGGAACCCCGACUCAACGUAAUUUUAUGUGGACUUUUAGAGAAGUGGUUUCCCAAAGACGUUCAAAGGACGAGAUGCCUAGGAGAAGCCGAAAGCCUGUUGAGGAGUAAACAGUACGACAAGGCUAUUGCACUAACAAGUAAAUUAUUAGAAUCUGACAUUAGUAAUGUGUGGGUGCGAGCUUGUCAUGCUGAGGCUCACAGAGGACUUAAGCAGUACCAUCAGGCUUUGGAAGACUGGGAGACUUGUCUUAGUGCUACUCCAUCCCCAGAGGGAUAUUUCUGCAAAGCAAAGAUUCUCCAAGAGAUGGGUCAUGUAGAUGAAUCUCUGCAAGUCUUCCUACAGUGUUUGGCAAUAGAUGAAAACUUCCACCAUGCUAAACAAGAGGUGGAAUUGAUCUUGCAUGACCUGUUAUCUCCAGCCUGUGAGAAUGUCAAGGUGGGUUUGAAAGAGACAGCCCAGACUACCUCCCCUCACCUGCGCUGUAAAACCCUGGCAGCCGAGGGCCAGGACCAAAAUCAGUACACAAAAAUGCAAGUCCAUCGGUCGGCAUCCGCCCAACCGCCCCCUGAAAACUCAGAGAAAUCAGAUCGAUGUGAAAGUUUAGAGCACUCUGGCCUGAGCAGAGCUCACUCCCUUCGUGCUCACGGGAUGGUUGGGGCUGUAGAGGAGGGGCUUAAAAGAGUUAGAUCCGCCCCCCAGUUGGGUGACCCAGAAAAAGGGGCGCUAUUGAAGAGGAAGCUUUCUGUGUCUGAAGCAGGGCCUGGCGUGGCUUACAGCCAUGGCAGUAAACAUAAAAAGCAUUUAGUGACUGCCUGCGCUGCUACUCCUGUGGUGACCAAGAAAACCAAGUCCCAUCGAACCCUGCCAAAACACCUGCUGGACCCAAAUGAUUUUGAAUGCUCCCUCUGCAUGAGAUUGUUCUAUCAGCCCGUCACAACACCCUGUGGUCACACCUUCUGUAAAAACUGUCUGGAGCGCUGUCUAGACCACAACCCCCAGUGCCCUCUAUGCAAAGAAAGUCUCAAAGAGUAUCUUGCCUUUAGAAAGUACACAAUCACACGAGUGCUGGACAACAUCAUUAAGCAGUAUCUAUCUGAGGAACAUUCAGAGAGAUUGAAACUGCACACGGAUGAAACAAAAGAGCUCUCUGAUUUAACAAAGAAUGUUCCCAUCUUUGUCUGUACCAUGGCCUACCCCACUGUGCCUUGCCCCCUCCAUGUGUUUGAGCCACGGUACCGUCUUAUGAUCCGACGCUGCAUGGAAACUGGCACACGUCAGUUCGGCAUGUGCAUCAACGACCCCCAGAAAGGGUUUGUGGACUACGGCUGCAUGCUCCAGAUUCGCAGUGUACAUUUCCUCCCAGACGGACGCUCUAUCGUGGAUACAGUUGGUGGGAAGAGAUUUCGCGUUCUCUCGCGUGGAAUGAAAGACGGAUAUUGUAUCGCCAACAUUGAAUAUCUUAAGGAUAUGAAGGUAAAUGACGAGGAAGAACUGGAGAAACUACAAGUUUUGCAUGAUCAGGUGUAUGACCAGGCCCGCAAAUGGUUCCAGAACCUGGAGAACCGUUUCCGGAACCAGAUCCUCCAGCAUUUUGGCCCAAUGCCUGAGAGAGAGGCUGACAUCCAGGUCACACCCAAUGGUCCAGCAUGCUGUUGGUGGCUGCUAGCUGUUCUUCCUGUCGAUCCUCGUUACCAGCUGUCUGUCCUGUCCAUGACAACUCUAAAAGAACGACUAGUCAAGAUCCAACACAUCCUUACCUACCUGCAGAACCUCCCCAGUGACUAGAGCUUCCUUACAUACACACACACACGUUGGAUUCAAGAACUGAUGAGAUUCCAAGGAGACUCGACUGAAACCCUGCAUAGGCUUCCAUCUGGGGUCAGAUGUUACUCAUGCCAAGAGUUUUAAGAAUAAAGUGUUUUUCAUGGUGUCAUACUGAUCUGUUCAUCACCACCACCUCAAAGAGCAUUGUUAUAAAGGAAUUUUCCACCAAAAAUUACAGUUCUCUCAUAUCCUCAUUUGCCCAAGUCCCCAUGUACUUUUAUUGUAUGGAAAAUAGCGACCAGGACAUUAACACAACUACUUUUGUGUCACACUGAAGAAAAGUCAAACAGGUUUGGAUUGACAUGAGGGUAAAUGAUGACAGAAUUUUAAUUUCAUGGUGACAUUCCUUUAAGAGUAUUUAUAUGUUUGUUGAACACUGAUUUGAGAUGAGUGUUAGACAACAUCCCCUCCUAUUGUAUUUAUUAUGCCAGUCAAACAACCUGUCAGAUCUCCUUUCGGUUAAACGGUCAACUUAAAUAUUAUAUAGCUUGUUUUCUUUUGAUGCUCAAAGCCUCCAUACAGUGCUUUGAAGGCAGAAAUGUUGCUGGAGAGCAUUCCAACAUUUAAGACAUGAUCAUGUCAUGUUUUGUGUGUUGGAAUAGACUGGAAGCAUCUUCAGAGACAAAAUCUUUUAUGAUGAUUUUUGGGCAACAAGGUAGAGGGCAAGACAUUUUUGGCAUCUUACUAAAUCUUCAUUUCUUAAAACUCUGGAUAAACGAAAGGCAGAUAUCUCACUUCAGAGCGUCCAGCCAAGCUUUCUGUCACUAUAAUUGUGGGUUUGCUUUGGUUCUUGGCUGAUCAAAAAAACAAAAGAUCAAUAUUGUAAGUGUCUCUGUCAAAUCCACUACAACUUGUCAAUUUUAAGGCAAAGUUGUGUUAUCAAUAUGUUUAACUGUGUUUGUACGAAAUAAAUUGUAAAGGGAAACUUGCAAUAUUUUGACUGAUGGAUCAGAACAGUCUAUUGUUGCCUGCAACCAGCAUCAUACUGCUAGGAGAUCCAGCAAGCAUUCUGAAAAUUGACUGUUGAAUGCGAAUUGUCUUUAGCUCAUACAUGUGUCAUGCUUGUGUGCAGAAUAACUUUUGCCUUAAAAUACCUAGUUGCAUUCUGCUCUCAUAGUAUAAUGCAUCGGCUUGGGUUUUUGCAUUCCGGAGAAAUAAAUCUGUUUUGAUUUACUUAAUUUGCCUCUUGGCCAAAUCCUUUUCAGUGUGUAAAAUAUGUCAAAUAAUGGCUUUAUGUAAAUCAUUUUGUUUUGAGGAAGAACUUUUUUUUUUUUUUUUUUUUUAAUUCUCUUUGCUCAAAUAUUUAAUUUGUCAACUUUCAAAUAAAAUGCACUUUUGUUUUCA